Molecule: messenger RNA, 200 nt
Organism: Geodia barretti
Lineage: Eukaryota; Metazoa; Porifera; Demospongiae; Tetractinellida; Geodiidae
Source: the annotation of a GenBank genome assembly
CGAUGACGAUGACGGCACUGUUGCAUACAGUGUGACUCUAUCGUUACCACACCAACAUGCACUGCCUUGUGUGCGAUGGAUUGGCCCUGAUACGAUCCAUCACUGACCAGGGGACACCAAGCACCUCCAGCAGCCCCUCAUCAUCAUCAUUUCGCCUCCAGAACUGUCUCACAGAGGUCACAGCAGGUAGCAGUGUGUGU